Messenger RNA from Cladophialophora bantiana CBS 173.52, 2598 nucleotides. Its product is annotated as dethiobiotin synthase. The record is from RefSeq and is a predicted model, not a curated record. Gene Ontology annotation, cellular component: mitochondrion. The coding region runs from base 1 to 2598 and encodes 865 amino acids. Lineage: Eukaryota; Fungi; Ascomycota; Eurotiomycetes; Chaetothyriales; Herpotrichiellaceae. Gene Ontology annotation, biological process: biotin biosynthetic process. Gene Ontology annotation, molecular function: magnesium ion binding; ATP binding; dethiobiotin synthase activity. The transcript has 3 exons.
AUGCUGUGGCGCGACCUGAAGGCAUGGCAGGUCUUCGGAGCCAAUACCAAUGUUGGCAAGACCAUUGUCUCGACGCUGCUGUGUCGGGCUCUACAGAACCCUGAGCGCCGGGUGCUGUAUUUGAAGCCCGUUUCUACUGGUCCCAAGGGGGAGGCAGAUGUAGGACAUGUUGACGCUUUUGUACCUGGAAUUGUUUCAAAGUACAUCUCGCAAUUCUCGCGCCCGUUGAGCCCUCAUCUGGCGGCUCAAUUGGACCAAGAUGAAACGAUACCCAGAUCAGACGCCUCAAUAUUGGCCAGAGCCAAAGCUAUUCUAACGGAGCACGUAGAGACAGGAGGCAGAUAUGCUUUCGUCGAGACUGCUGGUGGCGUCCUCUCACCUGGUCCUUCUGGCACUGUCCAAGCCGACCUAUACAGACCACUGAGACUGCCAACGAUUCUUGUCGGAGACAGCCAACUCGGAGGCAUCGCGACCACCAUAUCAGCCUUUGAAUCUUUGCAUGUCCGGGGCUACAACGUUGACUCGGUCGUACUAUUUGACGACCCAGAGUGGGGAAACUUCGACUAUCUCAACACGUAUUUCCGGAACCAUGGCAUCUCGACAUUUGCCUUGCCUAAACCACCUCGGAGGCAUCAAGACGUCGAAGAGGACAAGCGAGCACUUCUGACCUACUAUGGUGGAUGGUCGAAAUCGGGCGCCGCCGGAAACCUGCUCGACCUACUCAACCAAAAGCACUUCUCACGGAUCUCCAAGCUUACGUCGAUGCCUUCCCAGGCAGAAGCAGUGAUAUGGCAUCCGUUCCGUCAGCAUGGAAUACCCCACAACAUCAUCGCAAUUGAUUCGGCGUACAAAGACCAUUUUCAAACCUAUAACCAAGAGGCCGACCCGGCGCUCACGGAACGCCAGACCACUUCGACUUCUGGACUAACUCCACUGGCAGCACCGCCGACUCCGCGGUCCCUCCUUACACCCCUCUUCGAUGCAUCUGCGUCAUGGUGGACGCAGGGCCUCGGCCACGGUAAUCCAAAUGUUGCGCUGACAGCGGCCCACGCAGCCGGUCGCUACGGGCACGUCAUGUUCGCGCAUGCCGUCCACGAACCCGCCCUCGAUAUAUCCCACAACCUCCUGUCGACCCUGCAGAACCCACGCCUGAGCCGAGUCUUCUUCACUGACAACGGCAGCACAGGCAUGGAGGUCGCCGUGAAAAUGGCGUUGCGGGCCUCCAGCCAGCGGUACGGGUGGAGCAAAGACGACGGCAAUGGCAAGAAUCCCGUUGCGAUCUUGGGCUUGAAAGGGAGUUAUCACGGCGACACCAUCGGCGUGAUGAACUGCUCUGAGCCCAGUGUAUUCAACGAGAAGGUGGACUGGCAUCAGCCUUGGGGCCAUUGGUUUGAUCCGCCCUCUGUCCUUAUGCGGAAUGGCGUUUGGGAACUCACGAUGCCGGAUGAGAUGCACGCCGCGACCAGGACGCAACAGUUUGACUCUCUAAACUCCAUCUUCAACUUUGAUGCUCGGACAACCGACGCGAAGCGGUACGAAUCCCACAUCACCACGACCCUUGAACGUCUCGUCCGCGACCAAGGCAGGCGUUUCGGCGCCCUCAUACUUGAACCCAUCAUCAUGGGCGCAGGAGGCAUGAUCUUCGUUGACCCGCUCUUCCAAAGAACACUCAUCAAAACAAUCAGAGCCAGCCCUCACCUGAUCGCCGGCGGCGAGCCAACAAAGCAGUCCUCCGAAAACGCCGAGGAAGAGCAAGACCACGGUGGAAUGACCGACUGGUCCGGCCUCCCCAUCAUCGCCGAUGAGGUCUUCACGGGCCUCUAUCGCCUCGGCCGCGCCAGUUCGUCGUCUUUCCUUUCUUGCCCAUCCGACUUCAACCCGUCAGCAACAUUGCCAUCAUCAUCAACCCUUGAGACCUCCCAGCAGCCAGCUCUGCCCCCCUCCCUCGCACCCGACGUAUCGGUGCACGCCAAGCUCUUGACUGCAGGACUCCUGCCCCUCGCCCUCACCACGGCGAGCGAAUCAAUCUUCAAGACGUUCCUCUCAGAUUCUAAGACCGACGCCCUCCUACACGGCCAUUCUUACACGGCACAUCCGAUCGGGUGCAUGGUCGCCAACAAGGCGUUGGACGAGUAUCGACGUAUGGAUAUGGACCGGGACGGAGGCUGGAGCGGGUUCAAGCGAGCCUGGUCGGGUGACAAGAUUUUGUCCCCUCCAUCCUCGUCGUUGUCGUCCUUGCCAUCCAUGCCCGCCGACCGUCAGAAACAGAAACAGACGAAUCCACAGAUCUAUUCCUUCUUCUCCCGGUCUCUUCUCCAAGAGCUAUCCCACCAUCCCCGGCUCGCCGGGUGUUUCGCACUGGGCACAAUCCUCGUCCUCAAACUCGCCGAGCCUCAAGGUUCAGCGGGAGGCUACACUUCGACAGCCUCUGCGGAGCUGCAAUCGCGGCUUUUGACGUUGCUUGACGAGGACGGCUGUGGGAUCCAUUCACGUGUCUUAGGGGAUGUGAUCUACUUCAUGGCGAGUUUGACCACGACGGCGGAGCAAGUUGAACGGUUGGGAAGGACGCUGUUGAGGGCUUUGGAUAUGGAGCCCUGA